GUUAUAUAGUUUUAUAAAUAAAAGUAUUAGUUUAAAUAAUACAAAUUUAAUAGAAACUUAUGAAGAUGACUGUUGCAACAAAAGAUGAUAGCCAGUUUCAUCUUUUAUUUACACAAUUACCAUUAGACGAAAAAUUAAUUGAAGAGUAUACAUGCAGUUAUAACGAAGGUGCAGCCGUAUCAAUUGGUAAACUUUAUAUUUCACAACACCAUGUUUCUUAUGCAUCUAAAAUAGGCUCAACUCAUAUUGUUUUACCAAUUAAAGAAAUUACAUCAAUUUCAAAAAAGAAUUCAGUUUAUUUAUUUCCAAAUGCAAUCGAGGUUCAAAAUAAAGAUCAUAAAUAUUUCUUUUCAGCAUUUUUAAGUAGAGAUUUAGCUUUUGCAACAUUAUCAACUAUUAUUAGUCAAGGUGGUGGAACAAGAACUAAAAUAUUUGAAGAUAUGCUUUCAGAUGCUAUUGAAGCAAAGGAUGUUAAAGAAAGAAGUUUUAUUAAAUUUUCAAAUGAAAAUGAAGAAAUUGAAUUACCACCACCACCAUCAGCAUUUGAUGAUAGUCCAUUUGUAGAAAAUCCAACCUUUUCAACAUUUAGACCAUCAACAAAUAAUAAUAAUAGCAAUAAUAGCAAUAAUAAUAGUUCAACAUUUAAAACAGCAACAGCUUCAACAGCUUCAACAUCUCAAGAUACCAAUAGUGAUAUUGUAGACGAUACAAAUAGUAAUAGUAGUGAUAGUAGUAAAUUUGGCAAUAAUAAAACUGGAACACCAUCACCUUCGCCAUCACCAUCAAAUAAAAUGUUAAAUUCAAAAAUUGAAAGAAAAGAUAGUUUUGAAUCAAAUGGUAGUGAUAAUUUAAAUAAUAGUGGUGGAUUUUCUUCAGGAAGUAUUGGACCUAGCAAGAGAAACAGUUCACAAAUUGAUAUACUUUCAAAUCAUAGACAGUCAAAAGAUCAAACUAUUGAUCACCCACUUUCUGAUCAAUCUCCAGUUGGUGAUGAAGGUGAAGACGUUAUUUCUUCAUCGCCUUCCACAUUUGAACCAAUUUUAGCCAAACAAGAGUCUUCAUCCAGUUUAAAUAAUCUUGUAAAAGAUAAAUCAUCAGAUAAUAAUAAUACUGUACAAUCACCAUUAAAAUCUUCACAAACUAUAAACCCAACUCCACCCUCACCACAAAUUACUCAUCGUAAACCUCACAAUAAUAAAGAUAAAGCAGAUUCACCACCAAAUGUUAGCCCAACAAAUUCAGCAAGAGAAAGCACUAAAGAGCAACCAAAAUCUACCACACCACCAAAAACAACACCUUCAACCACAACAUCACCAACCCAAGCCACUGGCGCCACAGUAACAGCAUCAGCAGCCUCAACCACAACACCACCAACAACAGCUUCCACAGAAACAGUUUCAGCCGACUCACCAAAAGUUUCACCAAUAUCAGCAUAUGAGCGUUUACCAAUGCAAGAUAAAUGUGAUCAUGUCGUUGUAUCAGAGUUUGACGAGGCACCAUGGUCCACCGAGAAGUAUCAAAUUUCAUUAGCAGAGUUUUAUGAAAUUAUAAUUAGAAGCGACUUUUGGGGAAGUGUCAAUACCACUCAUUCAUACACAGAACAAUCACUCUCCGAAUGGAAACAAAAUACAAAUUGUUGUAUUCAUAGAAAUAUCGAUUUUAGAACUGCCAUCUCUUUCAAGAUUGGUCCAAAAAGUACAAGAGUUGCUCAAACUCAACGUUGUAAAUUAAAAAAUAAGAGCGAGUUAAUUCUUCAAUCUAGUUCAGUUUCAAAAGAUGUUCCAUAUGGUGAUUCAUUUUCUGUUGAAAAUUUAUUGGUCGUUCAAGCUAUUGAUAAUACUUCAUGUUUAGCCAAAUUAUCCUCAAAAAUUAAAUUCACUAAAUCUGUUUGGGGUUUAUCUUCAAUGAUUCAAAAAUCAGCUCUUCAAGGAAAUAAAGAAUUUUUUAUACUUUGGAAUACAAUGGUUAAAAAUCAAAUUGAAACUUAUGUAUAUAAUAAAAUGAAAGAGGCAAAGAAGGCACCAAUUCCAAAUAUUCAAGCUUCAGUUGCUGCUAGCUCUCAACCAGCUACUCCACAAAAACAACCUGUUCAACAACCACAACCACAACAACAACAACAGCAACAACAACAAUCAAUUAGUAAAAUCACUACAACAACAGUAUCAUCAGCACCCGAGGUACCAGUUAUUUCACAAAAGGCAACAACCAUUUCAGAAACUACAUCAUUGACAUCCACAACAACCAAUGCUACAGCAUUCACAAUUCCAGAAGGUGAAACAUUGUCAAGUACAAUUUGGAAUAAAAUGUCAAUUAUCGAAAAGGGUGUUUUAGCAGGUAUUUUCUUUUUAGUUUUAGCUUUAUUGUUUGGAUUAACUAUUGGUAUAAUGUCAAACUCUAGCACAUCAAGAUCAUUGAACAAUCAACUCUAUAGAUUCUCUGAUUCAUUAAUCCUUUUAGAUUCAAGAAUUAAUGCUUUGGCCACACAAACUCCUUUAGAUGAUGGUAAAGUCACCUAUACAACUAAUAUUUCCAAAGAUAAAAUGGAGUCGAUCAGAGAUAGACUAGAAAUGGCAAAUUCAUUGCUUUUAAGAGCACAAAGUAUGGUUUCAACAUUACAGGCUGAAUUAUCAUUAGAGGAUUUAAAAUCUCAAAAGGUCGAUAAUUAUUAUAACAAUCUCGAUUCAAGCAGUAGUGGUUUCUUUGGUUUACCUUUGCUUUUCACAAUAAUUAUCGGUACUGUUCCAUUUUUAGUUUAUAAAUUUUAUUUAAAUAAAUAAAAUUUCAAAAUAAUAAUAUAAAUAAUAUAAAAAAAUAAAUCAUAAUAAUAUAAAUAUAAAUAUAUAAAUAUAAAUAUAAAUAAUAAUAAUAAUAUAAAAUAAUUAAACAAGUUAUUACAAUUUUAAAAAAUUAAUAUUAAAAUUUUGUAGUUUUUUAUAAAAUAAUUAAAAAUUAAUUUAUUAUAUUUAAAUUAAAUUUAAAUAAAUUAAAAUCAUUAAUAAAAAUAAAAUAAUAUUAAUAAUAAUAUUAAUAAAC
This is a messenger RNA of Dictyostelium purpureum, 3033 nucleotides long. RefSeq lists its product as uncharacterized. Bases 60 to 2777 code for a protein of 905 amino acids. Gene Ontology annotation, biological process: intracellular sterol transport. Gene Ontology annotation, molecular function: sterol transfer activity; sterol binding. The record is from RefSeq and is a predicted model, not a curated record. NCBI's taxonomy places the organism in Eukaryota, Evosea, Eumycetozoa, Dictyosteliales, Dictyosteliaceae. The transcript is spliced from 3 exons. Gene Ontology annotation, cellular component: plasma membrane; endoplasmic reticulum-plasma membrane contact site; endoplasmic reticulum membrane.